GCACUUCAACAGCCAGGGUCGCCGAACCGACAAUCGGACGCAGCGCACUCAACGUAGUGCAGCUAAGCGCACACCUGCUCUGACGCGUUGCGCAGCGAGUUAAUUCUAUCGCGCAACCGCGAAUCCAGGCCCUGCUGCUUGCUGUCUGUAUCCCUCUAGAUUUCCUAGCCUUCGAAGAAGAACCGCUCGAUGUCGCGUGAGCUCCGAUAGUCGCAUCCUCCUUACAUCAUAAUGAUCGCCUCAAAUCUGCUGCCCUCGCGGUUUCGCGGGGAACAGCCGUCGUCACAGAAUGUCGCGCCCUCGUGGCUGAGCAAGAAGAUUACGCCGCCCCUUCAAGUUUUGGCUCGGCUCACUUCGACGCACCCAAUCCAUACCAUCGUCGUGGUAGCCCUUUUGGCCAGCACUUCUUACAUUGGCCUCCUCGAGGAGAGCCUCUUUGAUGCGACCAGGAGCGUCAGGGGAGCAGAAUGGUCUUCCUUGAACGAGGGCAGCCGGCUGCUUCGCGCGGCCGAGGAUACAGCUUGGAAGUGGCAGAACUACGACACCCAGGCCUCGAUUCCCGCGGCUGCCGAUUACCUCGCGCUCCUGACACUGGUAUUCCCCGACUCGACGUCUGCGGAUCCUUCCAAGGCACCCCCGUUAGUCGAUGCGGUCCCGAUUCCCCAAAACCUCUCCAUUCGGUCCUUGCCCUCGACUUCGAACUCAUUCACCACGUACUCUCAAGACAGCGCCCUGGCCUUCUCGGUUCCCUACACCCAGGCGUCCGAGUUCCUCACGAUCGCCCAGGAAAUCCCGAACGGGAUCCCUACGCAAGAGACGAGAGAGACUGAACAUGGCCGGGAGAAGAAGAUGUGGAUCAUGAAGGCAGCUAGGGCGCAGACCAGGAGCAGUCUCGUGAGGUGGGCCCGGAACGCCUGGGUCGAGUUCAUUGACCUCCUGAAGAACGCCGAGACGCUCGACAUCAUCAUUAUGGCUCUGGGUUACAUCUCGAUGCACCUCACCUUUGUCUCGCUCUUCCUCUCGAUGCGCCGCAUGGGCUCCAACUUCUGGCUCGCCAUGAGCGUUCUCUUCUCGUCCACCUUCUCGUUUCUCUUUGGUCUCCUCGUCACCACCAAACUCGGCGUCCCGGUCUCUAUGGUCCUACUCUCCGAAGGCCUGCCGUUCUUGGUCGUGACAAUCGGGUUCGAGAAGAACAUCGUACUCACGCGCGCCGUCCUGACACACGCAAUCGAGCACCGCAGGCCCGAGAAGGGCUCCAAAAAGGCAGACGUGUCCGGCAGCGUUAUCCAGUCCGCUAUUUACGUCGCGAUCAAGGAGAAGGGAUUCGGCAUCGUCAAGGACUACGCCAUUGAGAUUGGCAUCCUGGUUCUCGGCGCAGCGUCUGGGGUCCAGGGAGGGCUACAGCAAUUCUGCUUUUUAGCCGCUUGGAUUCUGUUCUUUGAUUGCAUUCUCCUGUUCUCUUUCUACACCGCUAUUCUCUGCAUCAAGCUGGAGAUCAACCGCAUCAAGCGCCAUGUCGAGAUGCGCAAGGCCCUUGAGGAUGAUGGUGUGAGCCACCGUGUCGCCGAGACGGUCGCGCAGAGCAACGACUGGGCCAGGGCCGAUGGCAAGGAUGCGCCGGGAACCACCAUUUUCGGCCGCCAGAUCAAGAGCACCCAUAUCCCCAAGUUCAAGGUCCUGAUGGUUUCGGGCUUUUUCCUGAUCAACGCUGUCAACCUUUGCACCAUCCCCUUCCGGAGCGCCAACUCCAUCUCGCACAUCUCGUCUUGGGCUCGCGGCCUAGGAGGUGUUGUCGCGCCCCCUCCCAUUGACCCCUUCAAGGUUGCCUCGAACGGGCUGGACCUGAUCCUCGAAACGGCCAGGAAGGAGGGCCGCGAGACGAUUGUCUCGGUCCUCACCCCGAUCCGCUACGAGUUGGAGUUCCCCUCAAUCCAUUACGAUCUGCCCCAGUCGGUCGGGAAGGGCGAACAAGAUACCUUCGGCGAGCUUGCCGGCUACGGCGUCGGAGGCAGGAUGGUCGGUGGUAUCCUUAAGAGUCUGGAGGACCCCAUUCUGUCCAAGUGGAUCAUUGUUGCUCUGGCCAUGAGCGUGGCCUUGAAUGGUUAUCUCUUCAACGCUGCGAGGGCGGGCAUCAAGGAUCCCAACGUUCCCGACCACCCAAUCAACCCCAAGGAGUUGGCCGACGCGCAAAAGUUCAACGACACCGAGUCGGCCACGCUCCCUGUUGGAGGAUACCGGGCUCCGCCGUCCCCGCCAUCGAUUCCGCCCACCCCUGCCUUGACGGACGACGAAGUCGACACCACCCAACCGCCUUCUCGGGCCGAGCCCCAACAUCCCGAUCAACCGCUUGUCAUCCGCAACAAGGAAGAGCUGGAAAAGAUGCUUCUGGAGAAGCGCGCCCACGAGCUCAACGACGAGGAGGUCGUUGCGCUCUCGAUGCGUGGCAAGAUCCCUGGUUAUGCGCUGGAGAAGACGCUCAAGGACUUCACCCGUGCCGUCAAGGUUCGUCGGACUAUCAUUGCGCGGACCAAGGCUACGGCGGACUUGACGAGUGUUCUCGAGCGGUCCAAGCUCCCAUACCAAAACUACAACUGGGCCCAGGUCCACGGUGCAUGCUGCGAGAACGUUAUUGGAUACAUGCCGUUGCCCGUUGGUGUUGCUGGGCCGCUGGUCAUCGACGGUCAGAGCUAUUUUAUUCCCAUGGCUACAACAGAAGGUGUCCUGGUUGCAAGCACGAGCAGAGGUUGCAAAGCGAUUAACUCUGGCGGUGGUGCCGUCACCGUCCUGACUGCCGACGGCAUGACCCGUGGUCCCUGCGUCUCGUUCGAGACCCUCGAAAGAGCUGGUGCGGCUAAGCUGUGGUUGGAUUCGGAGCAGGGCCAGUCGGUCAUGAAGAAGGCCUUCAACUCGACCAGCCGCUUCGCCCGCCUCGAGAGCAUGAAGACAGCUAUUGCCGGCACGAACCUUUACAUCCGCUUCAAGACGACGACUGGUGACGCCAUGGGCAUGAACAUGAUUUCCAAGGGUGUCGAACACGCCCUUAGCGUCAUGAUGGGCGAGGGCUUUGAGGACAUGAACAUUGUGUCGGUUAGCGGCAACUACUGCACGGACAAGAAGCCUGCGGCUAUCAACUGGAUCGACGGGCGCGGCAAGAGCGUAGUGGCCGAGGCCAUCAUCCCCGCCGAGAUUGUCAAGACGGUUCUCAAAACGGAUGUCGAUAGCAUGGUGGAGCUGAACAUCAACAAGAACCUGAUCGGUUCUGCCAUGGCAGCCUCGGUUGGUGGCUUCAAUGCGCACGCUUCGAACAUCGUGGCGGCCGUGUUCCUCGCCACGGGUCAGGAUCCGGCGCAGGUGGUGGAGAGCUCCAACUGCAUCACCAUCAUGAAGAACCUCCGCGGGUCCCUUCAGAUCAGCGUCUCGAUGCCCUCGCUCGAGGUCGGCACUCUCGGUGGCGGUACGAUCCUCGAGCCGCAGUCGGCCAUGCUUGACAUGCUCGGCGUCCGCGGUCCCCACCCGACCAGCCCGGGCGAGAACUCGCGGCGGUUGGCCCGUGUCGUCGCCGCCGCCGUCUUGGCCGGUGAGCUCUCGCUCUGCUCUGCGCUGGCCGCUGGCCACUUGGUCAGGGCGCACAUGCAGCACAACCGUUCUGCCCCGCCUACGAGGGGCACCACGCCGGCUCCGUCGGCGGCCAAUGGCAUGGAGCGGGCUGCGUCGACCACUGCGCUGAGCGCGGCUGCGAUCUCGCGCGCGCGUCGUUGAGGGUAACCUUUUUUCCUUUGUCCUGUCGUUUGUACAUAUCGGCGCGGAGUGGUGUAGAUAAUGGGUUGCAUACCGAGGGGUCGAUGUUUUGCAGCGACUUGAAGGGUGCGAGUUG
Molecule: messenger RNA, 3874 nt
Organism: Chaetomium fimeti
Lineage: Eukaryota; Fungi; Ascomycota; Sordariomycetes; Sordariales; Chaetomiaceae
Product: 3-hydroxy-3-methylglutaryl-CoA reductase
Exons: 3
Coding region: 232-3759 (1175 amino acids)
Biological process (GO): isoprenoid biosynthetic process; ergosterol biosynthetic process; coenzyme A metabolic process
Cellular component (GO): endoplasmic reticulum membrane; peroxisomal membrane
Molecular function (GO): protein binding; hydroxymethylglutaryl-CoA reductase (NADPH) activity
Source: RefSeq, a predicted model, not a curated record